CUGUCACAAUUAAAAAUAUUAAAAACGUCAAUUUAUUAUUUCUAGAAAACUAUUUUUUUUUAUUUUUAUUAUGAAUUGUGAUACUGCAGUGAUGAAAUAAUUUUAUCAAGUGAAGUAUUUUACUCUUUAACUGCCGACUUAGCUAUUUGAAUCCAGAAAAUGAACCAAGAAAACAGCAGGAAAGAUUUUCCGGAUUUCUUCUCGGAAAGAGGAGAACUCCCGAUUACUGUAACACCAGUACAUUUUGGAAAUUCGAUUUACUGGAUGUCGUCUCUAGUUUCUAAGGACGUUGAUAAUUCAGUUAAUAAUUCUCAUCUGAAACCAUACGAUGACAACGACGUGGAUUUAGUCAACUGUGAAGAUAUGGACGAACAUUAUGAUAUAACUCUUACGAAAUCUGGAAAGUUCACGACAUCUUUUUACGUGCCCUCUAGUCUGUUAGCUUACAUAAUUGGAGCAAAAGCUGUUAGAUUAAAGAACCUGGAACGAACCACAAAUACCCAAAUAAAAGUCCCGAAACCCAAUGAAAAGGGAAACGUAACUAUUACUGGUGAUACUGAAAGAAAAGUGGCCUCGGCCAGGACUCAAAUUUCCAUUAUUGUCACACAAAGAAAAGAUAAACUGCCAAUCAGUCAUUUCGUAUCAAUUCCAGUGUCUUCCAACGAAAUCCGUAUGAAACUAAACGAAUUUAAAACCGUCGUUUUGAAAGAUCCUUCCCGAGGAGUAGCUGAAUCGUUAUUUCAAAAUCCCGAGAAACUCCAUCUUACCAUCAGUACUUUAACUCUCGUAGACGAAGAAGAAAUCAGUACAGCGAAAGAAGUACUGCAAAAUUGCUACAAAGACUGCAUAAGUAAGCUCUUUAAAAAGGAGAAUCGUUAUAGAAUCCAUUUAAAAGGCUUAGAAAUCAUGAAUGAUGAUCCGUCCAGCGUUAAUGUCUUGUAUUGUAACGUGUUCAUGGAUAAAAAUGAUGAAAACGAAAAGUUACAAACAAUAUCCGAUACAAUAGCCGAGUAUUAUUCUAAGUCUGGAUUAGCUAAAAAGCAAUACGAUAGAGUCAAAUUACAUGUAACUCUGAUGAACACAAGUUUCAGACACCCUGAGGAAAGACAAGAAAGCUUUGAUGCGGUAGAUAUUUUGAAGAAAUUCAAAGAUUUUUAUUUCGGUAGUGUGGAUUUUCAGAACAUACAUUUAUCAAUUAGGUUUACAGGCAAGGGUAAAUACUAUGAAGCAGAGUCAAUAGUAAAUAUUACGAAUUAAGUGUAAACAUCAAAUAAAUGAAACAAAUCAAAU
Phyllotreta striolata is the source of this 1290-nucleotide messenger RNA. Lineage: Eukaryota; Metazoa; Arthropoda; Insecta; Coleoptera; Chrysomelidae. The record is from the annotation of a GenBank genome assembly.